GAGCAAGAUGGGGAGAAGAAAUGGUGAGAACUAUGGCACCAGCCUGCCUGUGUCAAACAUCUCUCAGGAGGUAAGCCAGGCGCUGUUGACCUUGCUGUUGACCUUGAGCACUGGGGCAGCAGCUCCCACUGUUAAGACCUGAGUCCCAUUGAAUCUUACCGCUGAGGUCCCUGGCUGCUGUCCCUUCCUAAGCACUUUGUCCUGGGCUUUCCCCUUGGCACAUCUGGGAUAUCAAAUGGAAAAUUUUUAUUUCUUGUAACAAAGAAAAAGCUAAUCAGCUUCUCUCCAAAUCGCCAGACGUUGCCGAUUACAGUUGGAUUUUGUUUUAUUUCCUCCCACAUAUCUUGUGAAAAGUAUUGGUAAAGCAGGUGGGACAUCAAAAAGAAUAAGCAGUCCCAACCUGGAAGGAGACCGCAGCCGACUUGGCUUCAUGUGUCGUUGACAAACCUGGUUAUAUUAAUUUUAUUGUAUGAUCUCAACAGCACAGUUCAUCAGCGUCCCUUUGCCAUGCUAAUUGAAGGAUAUUUCUCUCCCUCUUUAAUGUGUACUUCAGUGGACCAGGGUCACAGGCAUGGCUGGGAGAACCUUGAGAGUCUGUCAGGGACAGAUUUAAAAGUACAGAUACCUGGCCUUAGCCUCAAGCUCCUAAAUCAGAAUUCGUAGUAUUUUUUCAAGUAUUACUUCUUAAAAAGCUCCCCAGGUAAUUCUCACAUAGAGAUGAGACCUAUAACAUAUUAUUUCAGAGAGCAGAGAACAAUUUACUCAUUUUAUUUUUUCAAACACCACCAAAGAGAAUCUACAGCCUACCUCCCAAGAGUCAACUCUCCUUCCUAUCAAGAGACGAUCUUUGCGGAUCAGUUAAAUCCUCACAUUGUAUUUAAGCUUAAUUCUCUCUGUUCCUCCUUAGCAUGGGGAUGACACUUCAUACUACCUGGCAUCGUCUUUGUAUAUUGCUUAGAGUUUAAUUUACAAAAAAAACUGACUUCACUUCUAAAAAAAAAAUACUUUAAAAAAAAAUAAACUAAUCACCUCCUCAUGUUCCCUUUUCCAGGAUAAAUUAUUACACCUUCUCCUACACAUCCUGCUUUUAUUUUUUUUUCCCCCAUAGCACUCAGCACAAUGCCUGGAACAUAAAUACUCAGUCGAUAUGAAUACAUUUUCUAAUUCAUUGUUUGGCUUUUUUUUGAGUAUUUCCUGAGUGUUUUCACCAUCUGAGGUCCAGAAUGAGUAGUGGGCUGGCCAGUAUUGAGUAUAAUGUGAGAAUUAGAGAAUUUUCUUUGGUUGAUGGAAAGAUUUUAUAGGCUCUCAGAUCUGGCACUCAGAUACAGAUGUGGUGAAUUUGCCAUUAUGUGCCAGAGACACAAUGGAGUGGACAUUUUAUUAUAUUUUUAAACUCAGUUUUGAAAAUCUAUGUGCCAUUAUUUUUAACGAAGUGAGAGUGAAACCAUAAGUUAUUGUAAAAGCCUUUUUAUUUCCUAAUAAGUGUUAUCAAACUGAUAAUGACUUGAUAAUAACUUGAUGAGAGAUUCAUACUCCUCAAAUAUGCUGGUAGUACCCUUAUAUGAAGUACACGGGUCAUGAAGCUUUGUGCCUUUUGUCACACUCUACCCAAAGGACAUGUCAAAUUAUGUACUUGAGCUUUUAAAAUUUUCUUAACAUUAAGUUUAUCCUAAAACAAAUAUUGUUUUAGAACUUAUCUCACUGGAAUUUGGAUUCAGAAGUACCUGUCCCUGAAAAUAAAAACCUCCCACCUGGAAGGGAUAGUGCAGCAGGUGAACCAUUUGGAAAUUCCAGUAGAGCAACUGAUGCUAGAACUGAACUUGUCAGAGCAUGCUCACAAAAGAACACAGAAUAGUAAACAAGGGAUAUUUCACUUAGGGAGUUAUCAUCUUAAAGAAGGAAGUACCAUGGACAACAGGGAUUUCAAAAAACCUUCAAUGGAAAUUGGCUUUAAUACAACCAACAAUCCCAUAAGGCUCUUCACUCUGAACCACUCACUAACAAGUGCUCCAGCUGAUAAGCAAGUUGGUUCUUACUCUGAACUGCCGACGCCAUUAGGUCUCUGCUGGCCCUAUGCUGUUGGAGACUUUUUUAAGGACAAAAAUGAGGUUCUUAUUAAUUUAUGUUCAGCUAUAGAAAACAACAAUGGUGAAACUUUAUCUGCUCCAAAUUGGAAUUUGAAGGAUAGAAACAGCAGUGUAGAAGAAAUUGUAACAGAUGAAAGUGAUUUGUCAGAAAAUGAAAAGGCAAAUGAUACUUUACUCAGCUAUUUUAAAAAGAUGGACCUGAACUUAAAGCCAGAAACAAUAGAAAAUGUUGAAGAAUCUUUCACAGAGGAAUCAAGUGAAGUAUUUCCAUAUCCUGAUUUUCUCCCUCCUCCUCUCAAUACUCUGGACUUGCACAAAUUAGCCCUCUCAAAAUCGGAAAAUUGGAAAGCAACAGUGGAAUCUCCCGAAAGCUGUAUUGAACAUUUGAUAACUCGUUUAUUGGAAAUGGAACGAUUACAACAUAUGACUAUACAAAAAGAGAGGCCAAGAUUACAAACUACCUUCUGUACUCCAGCAGUUACCGAACGACCUUUUUCCUCCAAAACUAUACCCAAAAUGAGACAGCCAAAACUUUCUGACUCUGUAAAUCUUCAGAUAACUUGUGUAGAUAAAACUAGAGAAAAAAGAAUAAAGACUUCUGGUUCUUGCAAGCUUGAACAAAAUGCUUCAAAAUGGAAUUGGAGCAGUGCUGACAAAUAUAAAUGGAAUUCUAGACCACCAUCUCUAAAAAGCUCGUCCACAACAAAACAAUUGAUGGCAACUUAUGAUGACUUUAAGAAUCCCCAAAGCUCCAUUUUAAAUCCAUGCCAAGAACUCUCAACCAAUCCCACUACUGCCCAGUCAACUCAAUCACUGGUUAAAGUGGUAUCAACAAGACCUUGUCUGCCAACAAGGUCUCUAAUACCAGUUUCACCCAUACAUCUGUCUUUUUCUGAAAAUCAGAGGGAAGAAAUUAAGGCACCCAGGACCAAAAAGAAACUUUACCGAAAACACAUAGCAUUGAACAGACCAUCGUAUAUUCAGAAGCUGAACUGUCUGUCGCCUUCAUUUAGAGAUAAGGGUAAGUGCUUGCCCACUGAGCAAAAAUAACAUUUUUCCCCUUACAUCUCAAUGUGAGCAAAUCUGUUCCAAGAAGCCCAGCUAAAAUAUGGUUCAUCAUUUCGAGAUGCAGGUAUUACACACACACACCCACGCACACUCAAAUUACUUGAAGUGAUAUGAAGUGGAACCUGUGGAAGUCACUGCUGAGAUCAGGUUAUAUAUCAACACAAGGUAACACAUUCAACAGUCUUUUGCAUGUUGUUUCAAAACGUUUCACUUAGUAAACUAUUCUGCUGAAAAGAGUGUUCUUUUGUAGUGAUUGUUUCCCAGUACAGUUCCAUCAUCAAUAAAUGGCAUAGCUGACA
This is a messenger RNA of Miniopterus natalensis, 3454 nucleotides long. Lineage: Eukaryota; Metazoa; Chordata; Mammalia; Chiroptera; Miniopteridae. The record is from RefSeq and is a predicted model, not a curated record.